AUGGCACAAUUAGUCCAACCAAAUCUAUCGCUAAACCUGAACCAAUUCUUCCAAAAGCACAUUUUGUUGAAUGAUCUACAGUACGACUACUACUCAAAGUAUCUGGCGGCAGCCUGUAAGUCGCAGGGAGGCUCCGAAGUGGUGAUAUUGACGAAGGAAGGCAGCCUUCUGAACGUGCUGUCCUACUUCAACACGGAGUACGAACCAGUGUUCGUGUCGUGGGCGCCGCCGACGCUCUCAGCCCACACAGGCUACGGGACGAGCCACAGCUCAUCGAGCGACAACGUGUUGGUGGUGGUGACCACAGAAAACGCACUGUGUAUGUACAAAAACAGCAGCAACUGCGUGGGAGCCUGGGACCUGGUGUUCAGAAGCACAGAGCUCAGCAAGUCAAUAAGCUGCCUGGCGACGACAGGAGUGCCAGGAACCGCAGGAGGGAACGUAGACAACCUGCUGGUGGCGCUGGGCUCGCACCUGGGAGUGGUGACAGUGGUGCCGCUUAACACACUAUCGCUGCCGAACCGUCCAGUGAACCACAGAGAAAACACCCCCCUGGAAAACCACUCAGUAACCGGCUCAGUGGAAACGCUUAACGCACACAACGGAGGUGUGACAGCAUUGGGGUUCAGCAGCCCAGACCCGAUGAGCGGAAACAAGCUGAUGCUGGCAACAGGAGGACUGGAUAACACAGUGAAACUCUGGGAGUACGAGGAUAACUUUAUGCUCAAAAAGGUACUAAAGUUGGCGCCUAGCGAAGAGACGUGCACAACAUAUUUGGGUGACGGUGCUGCGGAAAAGGAAGGCCACAGAGCACUGAAGAGAGUGAGCUCGUUGGCCUUCAGCAAGAGGGGAGAGCUGGCAGCAGCAACUGACAGCUCAGUGUACAUCUUCGGAAACGCACACGACUGGGUGCUCUUCCAAGUGCUGAGCCUGGGGACAUCGCACCAGGAAAAAAACGCAGGAGGCCCAUCGGGGGCGUUGGAACGACACGGAGAGAGAGGGUUGGUGCUGUCGUUCAGCAACGACAAGCUGGUGUUAAUGAGAGACACAGAGUCGUACGUGCUUAAAAGGUCAGACAAAGGGCUGUUUGAAAUGGAAUCAAGGCUGGAACGUUAA
This is a messenger RNA of Theileria orientalis strain Shintoku, 1116 nucleotides long. RefSeq lists its product as uncharacterized. NCBI's taxonomy places the organism in Eukaryota, Apicomplexa, Aconoidasida, Piroplasmida, Theileriidae. The transcript has a single exon. Bases 1 to 1116 code for a protein of 371 amino acids. The record is from RefSeq and is a predicted model, not a curated record. Gene Ontology annotation, molecular function: protein binding.